Messenger RNA from Lycium barbarum (goji berry), 522 nucleotides. RefSeq lists its product as uncharacterized. The coding region runs from base 1 to 522 and encodes 173 amino acids. The record is from RefSeq and is a predicted model, not a curated record. NCBI's taxonomy places the organism in Eukaryota, Viridiplantae, Streptophyta, Magnoliopsida, Solanales, Solanaceae. The transcript has 2 exons.
AUGGCAGACGCAUGGGGGGCAACAGUGAGUGGAGGUGCAGGGAUGGCAGGAGAGGAACGUGAGUGCGAGAGGGGAGUGGCGGAGAUGGUGGUCUCAGGGCGAAAAAUCAAUCUUAGAAAAUGCGAGAUCAUGCCUAAUGGCGAGGUGGAGAAUGUCAAGGCUUUAGCACAACUUUUGAAUUACAAGGUUGGGCCUCUACCAACUCCUUAUUUGGGGAUACCAUUAGGAGCAUCUAAUAAAGACAAAGCGGCUUCGAAUCCAAUGAUAGAAAGGGUAGAAAAAAUACUUCCAGGCUGGCAGAAGAGGUACUUAUCCAAAGGGGGGAAGGAAGUGUUAAUUAAGAGCAUGUUCUCGAGCAUUCCUACAUACUUCAUGUCUUUGCUUCAAGCUCAUGUUGGUGUUACAGAGAAGUUGGAAAAACUGCAGAGAGAUUUUUUAUGGAAUGACUCAAGAGGGGGAAAAGAAGCUUCACUCAGUGGAUUGGAAGUCUGUAACCACACCAAAAUGUUAGGGUGGCCUUGA